Molecule: messenger RNA, 1353 nt
Organism: Alnus glutinosa
Lineage: Eukaryota; Viridiplantae; Streptophyta; Magnoliopsida; Fagales; Betulaceae
Exons: 3
Coding region: 1-1353 (450 amino acids)
Source: RefSeq, a predicted model, not a curated record
AUGGGGCAUGUGGGGACAGAUCAAAAUUCACCACAUAAAAUUGCUGUGAAAUGUUGUGAAGAUCUGAAGAAUUAUUCAAGGCAUAUUGGUAAGUUGAUUGAAAAACAGUCAUCACAAGAAAUAGAGAAUAAUCGAUUGCGGCUCAAAACCUCAAUAGAUAGUGUUCGAUGGCUAGCAUUUCAAGCAUAUGCAUUCAGAGGUCAUGAUGAAAGCUCCGACUCAAAAAAUCAAGGUAACUUCAUUGAAUUGAUAAAGUUUUUAGCAACUUUUAAUGAUAAAGUUGAUGGAGUUGUGUUGACAAAUGCUCCACGGAAUGCCAAAUAUAGAUCACCCCAAAUUCAAAAAGAAAUUUUGUAUAUCUUUGCAACUAAAGUACGAGAUGUGAUUCACAAAGAAAUUGGGGAUGCUAAAUUUUGCAUUCUUGUUGAUGAAGCUCGGGAUGAGUCAAAAAGGGAGCAAAUGGCAAUCAUUUUGAGAUUUGUUGAUAAAGAUAGUUUUAUUCAAGAGAGAUUCUUUCAUAUUGUCCAUGUCAAAGAUACUACUGCAUUAACUUUAAAAAAGAAGAUAUGUGAUGUCCUUUCUUGUAACGACCUCAAAAUUCAAAAUAUUCGAGGUCAGGGAUAUGAUGGAGGUAGUAAUAUGCGUGGAGAAUGGAAUGGGCUACAAGCUUUAUUUCUUAGAGAAUGUCCAUAUGCAUAUUAUGUGCAUUGCUUUGCUCAUAAGCUACAAUUAGCUUUGGUUGCAGCAUCUAGAGAAGCAAAAUCUGUUCAUCAAUUCUUUGAGAAUUUGAAUUUUAUUAUCAACAUUGUUGUUGGUUCUUCAAAACGCAAUGAUGAAUUGCAAUCUGCUCAAGUUGCUGAGAUUGAAAGUAUGAUUGCUUCUAAUGAAAUUGAAACUGGAAGGGGGGCCAACCAAAUUGUUCUCGACACUAUCUCAAAGGAGGGAACCAACUAUUCUCAGCGCGGUGAUGCUGAAGCGGCUUAUAUGAAUUUGAGAAAGGAAAAGUGGGAGCAUUUCCUUGAUACUGUUAAAUCAUUUUGUGAAAAAAAUGAAAUUGAUGUUCCUGAUAUGAAUGCUCGUUACACUAGAGCUCGAAGUAGAUCAUGUUGCCAAAAUGAAGAAUCUUUCAUGACAAUGGAGCAUCAUUUUAGAAUUGAUGUAUUUAUUGCUGCAAUAGACUUCCAAUUGCAAGAACUGGAUAAUAGAUUUAGUGAGCAUGCAGUGGAACUUCUUCGUCUUAAUGCCGCUUUAAGCCCUCAAGAUGCAUACAAAUCAUUUAAGAUCGAUGAUAUAUGCAGCUUAGUUGAGAAGUUCUAUCCUCAAGAUUUUACCGAGCAAGAGAAAAUCAUUUGA